Messenger RNA from Mus pahari (shrew mouse), 1063 nucleotides. It is a transcript of the gene Psmb1, whose product is annotated as proteasome subunit beta 1. Gene Ontology annotation, cellular component: proteasome core complex. The transcript has 6 exons. The coding region runs from base 38 to 760 and encodes 240 amino acids. The record is from RefSeq and is a predicted model, not a curated record. NCBI's taxonomy places the organism in Eukaryota, Metazoa, Chordata, Mammalia, Rodentia, Muridae.
CGGCCAUUUUGCCGUGAGACAGCAGGAGUCAGGCGCGAUGCUUUCCACUGCCGCUUACCGGGACGGCGACCGAGCGCUGGGAAUGGGGCCUCACGGCUCCGCCGGCCCCGUGCAGCUGCGGUUUUCGCCUUAUGCCUUCAACGGAGGUACUGUAUUGGCAAUUGCUGGAGAAGAUUUUUCCAUCGUUGCUUCAGACACUCGGUUGAGUGAAGGAUUUUCAAUUCAUACCCGAGAUAGCCCCAAAUGUUACAAACUAACAGACAAAACAGUAAUUGGCUGCAGUGGUUUUCAUGGAGAUUGUCUCACGUUGACAAAGAUUAUUGAAGCAAGAUUAAAGAUGUACAAGCAUUCCAAUAACAAGGCCAUGACAACGGGGGCAAUUGCCGCAAUGCUGUCUACCAUCCUGUACUCCCGGCGCUUCUUCCCUUACUAUGUUUACAACAUCAUUGGAGGACUUGAUGAAGAAGGAAAGGGAGCUGUGUACAGCUUUGACCCAGUGGGCUCUUACCAGAGAGACUCUUUCAAGGCAGGAGGCUCAGCGAGUGCCAUGCUGCAGCCUCUGCUCGACAACCAGGUUGGUUUCAAAAAUAUGCAGAAUGUGGAGCAUGUCCCCCUGACUCUGGACAGAGCCAUGAGGCUGGUGAAAGAUGUCUUUAUUUCUGCAGCUGAGAGGGAUGUGUAUACUGGAGAUGCCCUCAGGAUCUGCAUCGUGACCAAAGAGGGCAUCAGGGAGGAAACUGUUCCCCUGCGGAAAGACUGAUGUGUGGGUCAUAUAUUAGAGCUGUGGCACAAGUUUGUUUUAUUAAAAAGAAAUGUACUCAUUUUCUUACACUGCGUCUUCUCUAAGCAUGAUAAAUUGGGAAGAAUUUCUUCCUUAGGGGUUGGAGAGAGAACUCAUCAAUUUAAAAAGUAUGGCUCUUGCAGAGGACCUAGCACCCACCUGUAACUCCGGUUCCAGGGGAUACAGUGUCCUCUUGGUUUCGACAGGCACAUGCAAAUGCCCAUAUACAAAUGUAUGUAAUGAAAAAUAAAACCACUAAUGAAAUUUUUUUCUUUAUCUGGA